Messenger RNA from Kogia breviceps (pygmy sperm whale), 6419 nucleotides. It is a transcript of the gene CRYBG2, whose product is annotated as crystallin beta-gamma domain containing 2. Gene Ontology annotation, biological process: visual perception; lens development in camera-type eye. NCBI's taxonomy places the organism in Eukaryota, Metazoa, Chordata, Mammalia, Artiodactyla, Physeteridae. The record is from RefSeq and is a predicted model, not a curated record. Gene Ontology annotation, molecular function: structural constituent of eye lens.
AUGAAGAAACAAAGGCCCCAAAGCUCACAUGAUUUGCCUGAGGUUACUCAGCCUGACCUUGGCAGGGGGAGUGAUUCUGCACUGCAGACAGCCACCCUGACCACGCCUGACCCUGUCUCUCCUCUUCCCGGCACCCUCUGCAGUGAGCUGGACCACAGUGAGCCAAGGACACCUCAGGAUCCGUUGCUGGGGCCCAACACGGAGGAGGCCAGUGGGCCCCCAGCUCGGGCCAAGGCCCGAGUGGUGAGCACCACACUGACAUGGCGGCAGUGGCCCCCUGCCCGGGAAGAGAGCAAACACCGUUUCCACAAGGUGUCCCUGGUAUCAGGGGCCCGGCUGGAAGUCCCCCAGGAGGAGAUGUCUGGGUAUGGCCACCGUGGGGAGGAAGUCAACGGCCUUGCUGCACGGGAAGAAGAGACAAUGAAUCACCAGGGUCCCGGGGACGGGGCUGGCUCCAAAAGCUUCCAGAGCCAUGGGCCCAUCUUUUCCAAAAUGUACACACUGCCCCCCAGGGAGAAAAGGCCAGAGGGAGGGCCAAAGGAGGCUGUGGACCAGGGUGAUGGCAGUUGCCAGGACCCCAGGACUGAGCCACUGAGCCCAGGAGCCACAGCCAAGACUGAGCUUUUGGCGCCGGUGCAUGGGCCCCAUGAGCCCAGGCCCGACCCAGGUGUGGGUGUCACCAGCGGGAGCUCCCGGAGCCUUGAGGAACGGCGGGUGACACGCGCUGUGCGGACUACCACGGUGGUGGUAGGGCACGGGCACCAACAGGUGAACAGCUCUGUGACGAACUCUGUGGGGCUAACGCUCCCAGGCAAGGCCCUGCCCAGGGGCCACGAUGCUGCCCCCGCAGUGCAGGGAGUGGUGGUGAGCCCCCGAGCCGAGGACUCACCCAGCCGCAGCCAGGCCCUGGAGCUGCUAGCUAGACUUGUGCCCGCUGGGCAGAGCCCACCCGCCAGCCGGCUUCCCAGGCCCCUGGCUGCUGUGACAAGGAGUCCAGGUCUGGGCAGCACAGAAGGUGCAGCCCCGGGGCAGCUGCCUGAGACGGGGACAGCAGAGCCAGAGGACAGAUCUGUCCUGGCCCCCGCAGGCUUCCCAGACUAUGGCCACCCGCCUCAGAACCAGGAUGUCGCUGCAACCCACCCGGACCAAGACCAGGACAAAGCCCCAGAUGCCAGGGCCCAUGAGGUCCCAAGAGUACAGAGAGCAUCCAGCCCCACCCAGCUCCCUCUCCAGACCUCUCAGGGCCACACACCAGUACCCUCCUCUCCCAGACUCCAGACCCAAACCCCCACCCUGGGCCUAGGUCACCCCCCGGAGCAGCCUGAGGUACCUACUCAUGCUAGGGCCCAGCUGACUCUCGAGCCCAGGGGACCCCAGGCCUGGCCCUCUGUCAAAAGGGAAGGGUGUCCAGAUUCCCCUGCUGCCACCAGCCUGCCCACGGUGAAGACUGAAGUUGUUAUAGUCCCUGGACAAUCUCUUGCUCCAUCCUCUACAAGAAGGAAGGCUGUCACCAGCCCAGGACAUCUUUCUGCUCCAUCCUCCCCAAGGAAUAAGGUUGUUCAGGACUCUGAAGAUGUCCCUAUCUUCUCCCUUACCCAGAAAGAGGUAGUGCAGAGCCCUGGGGUUCCUGUUGACUCAACCCCCGCCCAGAAGGAGGUAGUACAGGGUCCCAGUGCUCCUGCUGCCUCAUCCCCUAAAGCAACCAAGGUUGCCCAGGCCCCAGAAGGCAGCCCUAGUGCCCAAAAAGAGGUUGUCCAGGGCCCUGGCGCUUCUACUGUCCCACAUUCCACCCAGAAAGUAGUUGUCCAGGGCCGUACUGCUCUCAUUGCCCCCUCCUCCUCAGGGGGCAAGGUAUCCCUCAGCCCGGGAGGCCCCCCUGCCCCAAGGCUGAUGGGAGCAGAGGCCAGCCUGGAGUCCCAGCUUGGCCCUGACUCCGCCGAGGGCGAGACGUUCCCGGAGCCAUCAAGGGAGGAGGAGGAGGUGGCCCUGACCGCUGACCUGGAGAUUUUCCUGGACACCCUGCGGAGUAUGGAACCCCCCGAGAUCCUCCGCACUCACCGGCUGCCACGAGCCCCCCGCUCUUCCUACCUGGCCACGUACGCCACGCUGCCUGCCAUCGAGGAGGACCAGCCUGGGCCGUGGGUGCUGGGACCCAGCCCCCAGGGGGUGCCUGCACUGGAAGAAAAUGAAGAGGAAAGGGGAGAGGAGGAGGAGGAGGAGGAGGAAGAACCACAGAACCCCUACCUGAGCGACAGUGAAAAUCUCCAGCGCAGGCAGGAGAAAGCCAGGCCCAGCCCCUCCUGGGACUCCCACCCUGCCCGACCCUCCCAGGUGUCUUGCUCUCUUCUAGAGAUGAUGAAGAAGCACACGGCAGGUGCCAAGGGCGCCCACCCAGAAGUCGAGACAGAGUGGCAGGCAGGCAGCCGGCCCACUUCCCGUCUUGGAGGCAGCCUUCUCUUUGGGGGUCUGGUGCCUGCCCUCAAGGAGGCCCCCACUUUGGAACCACUGGGCACAAAACCAUCCGCUCUACCGCCCCACAGGGCACCAGGGCUCAAGAAGGUGCCAGGGCAGCUGCCCCUGCUCUACAGGGAAGGGUCACCUCCAGAGAAGUCCGCAUGUGCCCAGUCCCUGGAGGGGUGGAGCUCAGCAAUGAAGACCCAGGGCAAACUGAACACCAGGCCUGGAAAGAUGAUCCUCUUCUUGGAGCCUGGCUGCCAAGGCAGCAGCAGGGAGGUUUGGGAAGACACUGCUGAUGCUUCCGGCUGGGCCCGCGUGGCUUCCAUACGGGUGGUACGAGGCUGCUGGAUGCUGUACAAAGAGCCAGCGUUCCGGGGCCAGAAGCUGGUCCUGCCUGAAGGAGAUGUGGAACUUGGAGCUCUGGGGCCAGCAUGGAGUACCCAAGGCAUUGGCUCCCUGAGGAGGGUGGUCCGGGACUACAUUACCCCAGAGAUCAGCCUGUACUCUGAGGAGGGCCUCAAGGGGGAGCAAGUGAAGCUAACCAAGGCCUUGGAGGACCUCCAGGGCCUGGAGAGGCCUCUGCAGGUGGCAUCUGCCACUGUCUCCGCAGGACUGUGGCUUCUAUACCCCAAACCCUUCUUUGAAGACACUCCCUGCAUCCUGGAGCCUGGAGAGUACCCCACCCCAGAGGCCUGGGGUGCAUCAGACCCCAGUGUGGGCUCCCUGAAGCCCAUGAGAUUGGGUUGCCCGAGUGUGGAGAAGCCAGGGGAGCCCAAGGCUGUAGUGUAUGAGGCCCCAGGCUUUCAGGGCCAGAGCUGGGAAGUGAGCCGAGACAUCUACAACCUGCAGCAGCCAGAGGACGGCCAGAGCCCCAGCUUGGCCUCGGUGGGGUCCCUGCAAGUUCUUGGGGGCUGCUGGGUGGGCUAUGAGAAGGAGGGUUUCCGGGGUCACCAGUAUCUGCUGGAGGAGGGCGAAUAUGCUGAUUGGUCACAUUGGGGAGGCUACAACAAGGCGCUGACCUCCCUGCGAGUCAUCCGGACGGACUUCGAGGACCCGGCGGUGGUGCUGUUUGAGGCCAUGGACUUAGAGGGGCAUGGCGUGGAGGUGAGCGAGGCUUUGCCGGACGUGGAGCUGGCGGGACACGGCCCCCGAACGCAGGCCAUCCACGUGCUCAGCGGCGUGUGGGUGGCCUAUCAGGAGGUGGGCUUCUCCGGGGAGCAGUACGUGCUGGAGAAGGGCGUGUACCGCGACUGCGAAGACUGGGGCGCGAGCAGCAGCGCCCUCGCCUCUCUGCAGCCGGUCCUGCAGGUCGGGGAGCACAAUCUGCACUUUGUCUCAAAGAUUCAGCUUUUCUCCGGUCCGGACUUCCUGGGCGACCACAUCUCCUUUGAGGAUGACCAGACCUCUCUUCCCCCCUCCUUCCAGCCCCAAUCUUGCCGGGUCCACGGCGGCAGCUGGAUCCUGUUUGAUGAGAAGAACUUUGAGGGUGAACAGCACAUUCUCUCUGAGGGCGAGUUCCCCACUCUCACAGCCAUGGGCUGCCUGGCCUCCACGGUCCUGGGCUCUCUCCAGAAGGUGCCCCUGCACUUUUCAGAGCCAUCCAUUUUCCUGUAUGGCCUGGAGUGCUUCGAGGGGAAGGAGAUCGAGCUCGGUGGGGAGCUGCGGAGCCUGCAAGCCGAGGGCUUCAACAACCACGUGCUGUCUGUGCGGAUCAAGGGGGGCUUCUGGGUGCUGUGCCAGCACAGCGACUUCCGGGGCCGCCAGUGGCUGGUGGGCAGCUGCGAGAUCACCAACUGGCUGGCGUACAGUGGGACCCAGAGGGUGGGCUCCCUCUACCCCAUCAAGCAGCGCCGGGCUUACUUCCACCUCUGGAAUGCGGCACUGGGGGGAUUCCUGGCAGUGCCGGACCACGUGGAGGACAUGAAGGCGGGCCGCGUGGUGGUCUCUGAGCCCCAAGCUGGAGGCAGCUGUAUCUGGUACUACAAGGAUGGGCUGCUGAAGAACAAGGUAGCCCCCACCAUGAGCCUGCAGGUGAUUGGCACCCCCAGCACAGGCUCCAAGGUAGUGCUGUGGGCUGAGAGCCGCCUGCCCCGCCAGACGUGGAGCAUCAGCGAAUCAGGCCAUAUCUGCAGCCAGAUGUUUGAAGGCCGGAUCCUAGAUGUGAAGGGUGGCCAGGGCUACGACCGGGACCACGCAGUGCUAUGGGAGCUGGCCAAGGACAGGGCAUCCCAGAUCUGGACUGUCCAUGUGCUUUGAACCUCCCCCCCCACCCCCCAGCCCUGGAGGCCCUCCCUGGGAUGAAAUGUUUUUAUAGGGGUUUUUGUUGUAACAUAAACUGUUUUAUAAUGUGCUCCCAGGUAUCCUCAUCUCUGUGCACCUUGAUAUUUGGGGGUGGGAGAGAGGAUUUGUUCACCUGCCUUCUUACUUGCCUGCACUCAGGUGGGCUUCCUCCCUCCCAGCUCCAGUUCUGGGGCCCAGGUAAGGCCUCCGUCUGCCACCAGAGGGAACACUGGGAGCAGGCUAACCGCUGAGUGUGGUCUUGUAUGCAGUCACCCCAAAUGUGUUCUCAGAGCCGGCUCUGAGCCAGGUUUGGCACUGGGCUAUGGGGACACAAAUAUGAACCAAGCCCCUCGGUCCGCACCCUCAAGCCACUCACAGUCCCGUGGAGGAUCCCGAUGGGACGGUGAUACACUCAGUGACGGGGUAAGAAUGGAGGUGGAAGGAUGCACGGGAGGAAUCUAAACCAUUUAGGGGCACAGGGCAGGGAACACUGCUCGGAGGAGGGAACCCUCCACUCAGAUGUGGGGGAUGAGAAGGAGUCAGCCAGGCUAGAGGGUGGCAGAGGAACGCAGACAAGUCCAGGGGUGGAAACUUGGAAGUGCAGUGCGCGGGGGGCUCCGUGGGCGGGGAGGGAAAGGCAAGUGGGAGCCACACCUCAGAGGGCUGUGCCCACCCGGGCUCCUCUCAGUUUCCCCCAAGUCUGGUCUCAAAUCCUAAAGGUUUGGCCCCCAAGAAGCCAGAACAGGGGGUCUUGGUCCCUAACCCAGCUCAGAGAGGGCAGGACAUAGUCUUUCAAUCUGGUAGACACUUGUCCCCUUGGCCAACGUCCUCCAGGAAGAGGCAGAGAUGGUCGAGGCCCUUGGGGGCUUCUCCAGAGUUUCCUUCCUACUCUUCAGCUCCCAAUUCCACCAGCCCAAACCCAGGAGAGGUAGGAGUGGUUGGAACAGCUGUUUGUCCUUCCUGCCUUCCCAGCCCAUGGGUAGGCAGGGAAGAAAUGGACAGUGGCCUCUUCAUCUUUUUUCAGCCCCCAGUGGUUGGAGACGUGAAGACGGGAGGACGGCUGGGAGGCUGGGAACCCCUGUAGGCUGCGGGGUGGGGCUUCUCUCUGAAUCUGUCAUUCUGAGGACACCGAGGCAGUGGAGUGGGGGGCUCUCCGAGCCUCCGCAACUGGGGACGUCCAGGGUCUGGGAGGGGGUGGGGGUGGGGUCCUCUGAGACCAUCAUUCCCAAACUCCCAGGGACAGGUGAGCAAAUGCAACUAAAGGGAGGGUGAAGAUGGCAGGUUCUGGCUCAUGUCCCUGCAAGGGGAUUCGAAGGGGAAGGGCCUCCGCGUUUGGACUUUGGCGCGGGGCAGGUGAGGCGCGAGCUCACUGGUGCCACCUCGCCUGCUGAUGGGGCUAUAGGUGGCCCCUUGGUGCUGCUGCAGACCUGGCUCUUUGGGCCUGGUGACGUCCAGUGACCACACACAGGACCUCACUCCAAGUACAUGACAGCUUUAUUGAACCCCAGCUGGGUGGUGCUUUCCCCUCCGUGUCAGUAUCGCUGGAUCGGCCACGGCCCCCCAGGCUCUCCCUGUCAAUUCUCACAACCUGCUCAUCUCUAGCAUCAGCCCCUCCCAAGGAUGGGGCGGGGAGGGGCUUCUCUUGCUAGUGAUGGUGGCAGCUGUCUUGGGGGAACGGCGCU